Messenger RNA from Hemiscyllium ocellatum (epaulette shark), 5562 nucleotides. RefSeq lists its product as uncharacterized. The coding region runs from base 331 to 2412 and encodes 693 amino acids. Gene Ontology annotation, biological process: lipoprotein metabolic process; lipid transport. The transcript is spliced from 4 exons. The record is from RefSeq and is a predicted model, not a curated record. Gene Ontology annotation, molecular function: lipid binding. Gene Ontology annotation, cellular component: extracellular region; membrane. NCBI's taxonomy places the organism in Eukaryota, Metazoa, Chordata, Chondrichthyes, Orectolobiformes, Hemiscylliidae.
ACAGGAUGUGGCAGUUGCUUCAUCGUCACUGGGCAGGCAGGAAUCCAAAACGCUCCUUUAUGUAUCAGGGCAAACAGUCCUCUUGAAAAGACACUUGAAAAGGAUCUUUCAGGAAUUGUGAAGCAUCGUGUCCAUUGAACAAAGAAAUUAGUGAAUGAGGAUACUGGGCCCCACUUGGUUCAUCCUAUCCAACAGUUCCCUUCCAGCCCAGUACUGGUGCCUGUGCCUCACAAGCGGAAAGCUAUUCCAUCCAUAUCAAUCUUUGAGUCACUCCUUUAUCACCUUUACUUUAUACGCUGAGCCAGAUUCCCGAUUCGGAUCAGCAACAGCAUGUGUCGGCAGACUCCUCCUCCGAGUUUCCCAGCUCAAAUCACCCCACUGAAAAAGGAUCUUGCUCAAGGCUCUCUAGCCCACGCCAUUACACAGGGAGUGUCCCACUCGGGGUAUUCCAGCUCACAACACCCCACCGAGACAGGGUCCCACUCCGAGACUCCCCGCCCACACUAUCCCACCGAGACAGGGUCCCACUCCGAGACUCCCCGCCCACACUAUCCCACUGAGAGAGUGUCCCACUCCGAGACUCCCCGCCCAUACAAUCCCACCGAGAGAGUGUCCCACUCUGGGAUUCUCCACCCACACAAUCCCACCGAGAGAGUGUCCCACUCUGGGAUUCUCCACUCACACCAUCCCAUCGAGAGAGUGUCCCACUCUGGGAUUCUCCACCCACACUAUCCCACCGGGAGAGUGUCCCACUCUGGGAUUCUCCACCCACACCAUCCCACCGAGAGAGUGUACCACUCUGGGAUUCUCCACCCACACAAUCCCAUCGAGAGAGUGUCCCGCUCUGGGAUUCUCCACCCACACAAUCCCACCCAGAGAGUGUCCCACUCUGGGAUUCUCCACCCACACAAUCCCACCGAGAGAGUGUCCCGCUCUGGGAUUCUCCACCCACACAAUCCCACCGAGAGAGUGUCCCACUCUGGGAUUCUCCACCCACACAAUCCCAUCGAGAGAGUGUCCCGCUCUGGGAUUCUCCACCCACACAAUCCCACCGAGAGAGUGUCCCGCUCUGGGAUUCUCCACCCACACAAUCCCACCCUGAGAGUGUCCCGCUCUGGGAUUCUCCACCCACACAAUCCCACCAGGAGAGUGUCCCACUCUGGGAUUCUCCACCCACACAAUCCCACCGGGAGAGUGUCCUGCUCUGGGAUUCUCCACCCACACAAUCCCACUGAGAGUGUUUCCCACUCCGGAAUUCCCUCCUCACACUAUUCCACUGAGAGAUUGUUCUGCUCUGGGAUUCCGCGCUCUCACCAUCCCACCGAGAGAGUGUCCUGCUCUGGGCUACACCAGCCCAUGAGAUGCUGCCACCACAGGCCCACUGCACACAGCAGGGGGAGUCAUUCACCAUGCUUCACAGACCGACUGACUGACCGACUCUGUAGCCACGCUGCCUGUGAAAACACCAUCACCACUGCUCCAGAGCCCAUGGAAGCUGCUUCCUGCCGAAGAGCUCUCUCUACCAGUUGUGACAAACGUAAAUCAGAAUUGGGAACUCUGGGAGCACUGCUGACAAAACGUAUCCAUGAACUAAAGGAGAUUGCAAACAGCAUUGAUCAGCAUCACAAAGGGACAAAAAUAGCAAAUAUCAUUGGAUCUUUACUGAAUGCUGCAGGUGGUAUUAUCUAUUUGGCAGGGCUUAUUGCUGCCCCUUUCACAUUGGGCAUGUCCUCAGUGCUCAUUGCUGUGGGACAAAGCAUUGGUGGAGUUGGCGCUGUGAUCAGUCUGAUAACUGGCAAUGUUGGAUAUGCUACACAGAAAAAAGCAGAGGAGAUCAUCCAGGAAUGUGACAGAAAAACCACAGAAUAUUUGGAAGAAUUCUGCCCUGCUUAUCAGUGCUCAAGUCCUCCCUCUGGUGAUGAAGAUAAUGAAGUCAGUUCAUUCUUUCAAAAGCUUCCAGUGAGAGUACAAAAAUGGAUACAAACAUUGAAGAAAUUGGGAAACCUGAUAGAAAAAUUGAAGAAAUGGAGAAACGAGAUUAGAAGUAUAGUCCAAACUGCUUGUAUUCUCAAUAAAAUUAGAAGUGUGAUUGUAUCAUCCAAACAAGCAAUUAAAACAUUUGCCAACGAAUUAGCUGAACAAAUAGCAGGCCCAAUUACUGUCAUUGCUCAAAAUAUGAAGAAGGAAGUUAGAAAUGUUGUACGCAAAGUCGGUCAAACACCAGGUGCAUGGCAAAGCCUCUCAGGAAUUCUGACAGCAGUUUUUGUAGGGGCUGAUGUUUAUUCUGUGAUAUCGAACUCCAUUGAGUUUUCCAAAGGAACUAACUCUGAAAUUGCUAAAAAGAUACGAAAAGAAGCGGAGAGGAUAGAGGUUAAAUACGAGAGUGUGAGGGAAUAUGUCACUCGACCAUAAGACCAUAAGACAUAGGAGUGAGUAAGGCCAUUCGGCCCAUCGAGUCCACUCCGCUAUUCAAUCACGGCUGAUGGGCAUUUCAAUGCCAUUUACCCACACUCUCCCCUAGCCCUUAAUUCUUUGUGAGAUUAAGAAUCUAUCAAUCUCUGCCUUGAAGACAUUUAACGGCCCAGCCUCCACUGCGCUCUGUGGCAAUGAAUUCCACAGGCCCACCACUCCCUGGCUGAAGAAUUGCCUCCUCAUUUCCAUUUUAAAUUGACCCCCACUAAUUCUAAGGCUAUGCCCAUGGAUCCUAGUAUCUCCGCCUGAUGGAAACAACUUCACAGUGUCCAUCCUCUCUAAGCCAUGCAUUAUCUUGUCAGUUUCUAUUAGAUCUCCCCUCAAUCUUCUAAACUCCAAUGAAUAUAAUCCCUGGAUCCUUAUCAUAUGUUAGACCUACCAUUCCAGGGAUCAUCCAUGUGAAUCUCCGCUGGACACGUUCCAGUGCCAGUAUGUCCUUCCUGAGGUGUGGGGCACAAAACUGGACACAGUACUCCAAAUGGGGCCUAACCAGAGCUUUAUAAAGUCUCAGUAGCACAUCGCUGCUUUUAUAUUCCAACCCUCUUGAGAUAAGAGACAACAUUGCAUUCGCUUUCUUAAUCACGGACUCAACCUGCAAGGCAACCUUUAGAGAAUCCUGUACUAGCACUCUGAGAUCCCUUUGUACUUUGGCUUUAUGAAUUUUCUCACCGUUUAUGAAACAGUCCAUGACUAUGUUCUUUUUUCCAAAGUGCAAGACCUCGCAGUUGCUCACAUUGAAUUUCAGCAGCCAUUUCUUGGACCACUCUCCUAAACUGUCGAAAUGUUUCUGCAGCCUCCCCACCUCCUCAGAACUGCAUGCCUUCCGCCAAACUUCAUAUCAUCACCAAACUUCACCAGAAUGCCCAAGUCCCUUCAUCCAGAUCAUUAAAAUUUUUCAUCUGUGGAGAGAGAAAAAACAUUAUGAGUGUGUGUAUGCAUGCAUCUGUAUAUGUGUGUCUGCAUGUGUGUGUGUGUUGUGAGUGUACAUGUGCCUGUAUCUGUAUGGAUGUAUGUGUCUCUGUGUGUCUGUAUCUGUAUGCAUGUGUGCAUGAGUGCAAAUGUGUGUGUGAGAGAGAGUGAGAGCGUGUGUGUAAGAGUGUGUGUGUGUGUGUGUGUGUGAGUGUGUGUGUGUGAGAGAGAGAGUGUGUGUGAGUGAGAGAGAGUGUGUGUGUGAGUGUGUGAGAGAGAGUGUGUGUGUGAGAGAGAGUGUGUGUGUGUGAGAGAGAGAGAGAGAGUGCGUGUGUGAGAGAGUGUGUGUGUGAGAGAGUGUGUGUGUGUCUGUGUGUGUGUGAGAGAGAGUGUGUGUGAGAGAAAGAGUAUGCGUGUUUGUGUGAGAGAGAGAGUGUGUGUGUGUGAGAGAGAGUGUGUGUGUGUGAGAGAGAGAGUGUGUGUGUGAGAGUCUGUGUGUGUGUGUAUGUGAGAGUGUGUGUGUGUGUGUGUGUGUGUGAGAGAGAGAGAGUGUGUGCGUGUGUGAGAGAGAGAGUGUGUGAGAGUGAGUGUCUGUGUGUGUGAGAGAGAGCGUGUGUGUGUGUGUGUGUGUGUGUGAGAGAGAGAGUGUGUGCGUGUGUGAGAGAGAGAGUGUGUGAGAGAGAGUGUGUGUGUGUGAGAGAGAGAGUGUGUGUGUGAGAGUCUGUGUGUGUGUGUGUGUAUGUGAGAGUGUGUGUGUGUGUGUGUGUGUGAGAGAGAGAGUGUGUGUGUGUGAGAGAGAGAGAGAGUGUGUGUGUGUGUGUGUGUGUAUGUAUGUCUGUGUGUUGUGUGUUGGGGGGUGUAGUGUUUGAGCAUGUAUUAAUGGCGGUAGUAGACCUUUGUAUUUUGCUCUGGACACCUUGCUACCUGCCUCACCUCACCAGCAUUUUGCAGCCCCCUUCAGUCCCAGAGAGUAGCUCCUGGAGGAGAACAUUAUUCCACUCUCCACGAUUGCCAGGUCUGCUGAUUUUCUCCAGCAUUUUCUGAUUUUUAUUUCUGAUUUCCAGCUGUAUUAAGAUGAUCAUCAGAUAUUGUACAACAGAUAAUUGUACAAUAAUUAUAUUAUUAACUCUGGAUUUUAUUUAGAACUUUUCACUUUCUGUUUGUUAAAUUGCUAAUUAUUGUAAAAAACUGUGUCUGUGUCUGCACAGAGUAUGUAUGUCGUGUAACUUUGAUAAACCUCAAAGAAUUGGGCUCUAUGGAAUAUUUUUUAAAUUUUGCGAACAACGAGUUGUUCAAGAUCAGAUAGAAAACAGAAUGUAAAACAGUUCCAUUGUAUAUACUUUCAUUGACCUGUUUAAAUGUGUUAUAACAUAAUUCUGGAGCAGGUGGGACUUGAACUCUCUCCUCCACAUGGGGACACUAUCAUUGAACUACAACAGACCGUGCAGUAAGGUCUAAACAUUUCCAUUGGAGACAUUUUCUCAUCAACCUGGUAAGACACAUCUUCAAAGCAGGUGGGACUUAAACCCAGGCCUUCUGGCUUAAAGGCAGGGACAUUACCACUACACCAUAAAGUCCCUCUUAAGUGAGAUAUUGAGUCCAACUGGAUCCUAUAAUUAGAAACAAAUAAAUCAGGAUGGCUUGCUCAGAAUCAACUUUGUGAGUAAAUAUUCGAUUGGCUUCACCAGUGAUUACUGCUGGUAGUUAACAGUUAAGAAAGGAGAAAAAAAAGGGCCAUGAUUUUGGUGAUGGAAACAUUGUUCAGUUGUGCAUGAAACACUUCUGGGUCUGAGAAUUAUAAAUAAAUGAAUGUAUACAUUAAAUCACCCUACCUCCAAUCCUGGGUUCAAGCAUCACCUGUUCCAGAGGUGUGUGACAGCAUAUCUCAACAGAUCGAUUAAAAAAUAUAUAAAUUCAGUCAGCAACUGUAAGAGUUAAUCCCUAAUUUGUAAAAAGCCUGAUUUUGGUGGAGGGCAUAGCCACUUAGGGUUCAAAAUAAGGACUGAGUAAGACAUCAGUGUUUGCUCAUUAUUGGAACCUCCCAAGUCAGGAAUCAUGUCUAGAUCUCAAAGUGAAUCAGAGACGGAAUUUCAAAAGGAUUACACAUCAACAGACCAAUCACCUGAGUGGAAUUGAAAAGUAAUUGACUUGUCAUUAAGAAUAUCUUUCUCAUUUAAUAAA